AUGAGGGUGGAGACAAACAGGCAGUUCGGAAGGGGCUGCACGUCGGUGGCGGGAAAGCGCGGGCGCCGCUGCCUGCCGGGUCGUCCGGGAAGCGCCUGGGGCGGGGCCUUCCCCUUGCUGGGCGGGGCGGGGCGGGGCGGGGCGGGGCUUUCGGGCGCGCGGAGACCAUGGUCUCCCGUCGGCGUUUGGUUCAGAGACCGUGCGGGAGACGCCGCGCCUUUCUCUCCCCGGUCCUGCCUUCCCGGUCUGGUUCGGCCUCGAGCGCAGGCCGGCGCCCCCGCUCCCAGGCCGAGCGGACAGGCGAAGGCACGUGCAGACACGGCAGGACGGUCCCGCGGCUCCGUCCUUCGUGUUCUCACCCGAGACGCCGCCGUGAAGAGAAAUCGGAGAAAACCCCGGGGGUUUGGUUACCUUCCGCCGGCUUCCGCGGGCCGGUGCUCGCCGCAGCUGGGACGAAGCCGAGCGGAAAGUAGGGGCAGCACCCCGCGAUCGGGUGCGUGGGUGAGGUCCCGGGAGGGCCCGACGGAGCCGGCGAUCGGACGUCCGCGUGCGGCCUGCGGGCUUCGGACUCGGGAGCGGCUUGUAGCGUCCGUCCUGCGGACCCGUGUGGACUCGUGUCCCGCACCCGAAUCCAGGUGCGGUUCGGACGCGCCGGUGGUGCGCGCUCCCCUCCGGGACGCGGGCUCCAGCUGCAGGACGCGGGCUCCCGCUCCGGCUGCGGGACGCGGGCUCAGGCUCCGGCUCCGGGACGCGGACUCAGGCUCCGGCUGCGGGACGCGGGACGCGGACUCAGGCUCCGGCCGCGGGACGCGGACCGAACGUUGUCGCAGGCGGAGCCGUCCGGCCGGCGAUCGGUUCCAGUUCCCAAGCGUGUGGCGAAAACGAAGCGCCCGCACGCCCCAUGUUAAGUUUAUACGAAAACUUUUCUUAAAGUUCUGGGUGAAUUUCAAGCAUCAUCAAUAAUCUCACUAGAGAAGGAAAUCUCGGGCUCGGGUCGCAGGCUGGGUGUGCUCUGGUCCCCUUAGCACGUGGACCGGUGUCUGCAGGCUGGAACCUGACUUGGGCGACCUUGUCCUCAGACGUGUACAGGAGCCCCGACCCCGCGCUCGUAGGCAGGUAACAGCUCCAACUGGCUCCGUAAGAUCAGGGGAUGCAUCUUUUCUUCAACCAGUGCAUAACAGAAUGUUUGAUGCCUACUGAGCCUUCACAUAAAUGUUGAAAGACUAAACCUUUCCGUGUACUGAAGUGAAACAUUUCCACAUUUCAUGUAUUCUCAGAUGCCUUGUUAGUAUGAAUUUCUUUGCUGGUGAAUAACAUUAACCCUAUUUAGUAGUGCUAGUUGCAGCCAUGGACUCAUUGCUUCGUAAAUAAAAAGCUAAAAAUAGAUUGAGAAGAGAAAAAUCAAGAUACUGUUAAAUUUUUUUUUU
Molecule: messenger RNA, 1427 nt
Organism: Mustela erminea (ermine)
Lineage: Eukaryota; Metazoa; Chordata; Mammalia; Carnivora; Mustelidae
Exons: 6
Coding region: 1-963 (320 amino acids)
Source: RefSeq, a predicted model, not a curated record